AUUCCCUCCUUGACAAGUCAGCAGUGCCAUCUCGGCAGAUAUUGAAUACAAAACUGUUUUGAAAUAGGAGAGCACAGAAAACACUGGAAUUAUGACACAUCAGGGUGAUUCCUUAUCCCGGUUGUUUUCAGUAUAUUGUAUAUUGCAACAGCCAAUCCAGUCAUAACAAAGCUAAUUUUGGAAGCAUGAGCCCCGACUCAUGGUUUCUGUAGGUAAGGCAUAAACUUUAUUUCCAAUCUGUCAUUGUGAAUCACUGAGCAGUGAUAGUGCUACCAUCACUGUCUACUGAGCGCCACAAUGAGCGCUAAGGGGUCGCUGGUUUCCUCACGUCUUUGCUGCCAUUAGACGGUAGUGAUCUCUGAGGCAGUGAUGGCAUUGCGGACCAAGUCUUUUCGGUGAGCUGCAUCCUUUGGCUCCCAAACAGCUCUUCGAUUAAAUGCUUGAAAAUAGCCCAAGAACCAGGGGAAACCGUGCACACAAAACCAAAAAAGGCGUCUACCAUUGUCAGGUCGUGAUGCACGUUGAAAUAAAAUUUUACCUAGACAAAUUUCGAUCGCCUGCAUUUGUUUGCCAAAUGGACUAGAUUGACGUGCUCACUUUGUUUCUGCAGUGAAUCCUCUUAAGAAAAUGAUUUUGUAAUGUAUUUGCAGAUUAUCGUUUUGAAGCUUAAAAAAGCAGUAGCAGUACGCAAAUCGGGGAGCCAAAUAAAAGGCCCUUUAGCCGAUGCGAUUCGGUUCCUAACGUUCACUAAAAAGAGCCAUUCGUUCGCGAACGACCCAUCACUAUCAGACAGGAUUUGGGCCGAUCCAACAGAGCCCGUGAGUGGUAGCCAUUUUGCUCCCACCUAAAACACUAGUUUCAUUCGGAAUCGAAGAUGGAGAAGAUGGAAGAAAUAGAACCGACAGCAAGUCCAAAAGCUCAACAAUUUUGAAACCCAGGAAUACAGACGGAUAUCAAGGCACACACGGACAACAUCGCAACAAAAUUGCGAUUUUGGGAGCGGUGACAUCUGAACCUUCCGCCGUCCACUAUGAGUAGCCUAGAUUGGAGUCGAUCAACCUCUGCUUAGUUCAAUUUAACAGCCAAUGUAUUGUCUUUUUUGCAAUGAAAAAUAGUUAACAUACUUAAUUCUGAACAUAAAGGACGAUAGGGCGAAUGCCCUGCUGCCGAGGAGCGUUAUAGGGAAAUACAUGUCAUUCAAUUCUGUCUGCGUCUUCGUGACAUCUUGAGACAAAUUUGGAUUGGAUGGACCGAUGUUGAGACAGUUGCCGAAUUCAUGGUUUGUGUCCAAAGGCAAGAAUACAAUCGCCUCCCCUCGUAUUGCCAAAGGAGGUGCAGAAUAUACGGAAAUAGACAACAUUUAAUCGAGAAAAUGUCAACAAAAACUCCUCUACCUACAGUCAAUGAGAAAGAGACAGAGAGCCAUACGUCUCACAGCAAUGGGCGCCAGGAGGUCACCGCUCGCUCCGUCCGCACCCGGAACUCUGGUGCCGACGAGCAGCCUCAUGUGGGGAACUACCGACUCCUGAAGACCAUUGGGAAGGGCAACUUCGCCAAGGUCAAGCUGGCCCGUCACAUCCUCACUGGCAGAGAGGUGGCGAUAAAGAUUAUCGAUAAGACACAACUGAACCCAAACAGCCUUCAAAAGUCAAGCUGUUUGAGGUGAUCGAGACAGAGAGGACGCUGUACCUGGUGAUGGAGUAUGCCAGUGGAGGAGAGGUCUUCGACUACCUUGUUGCACACGGAAGGAUGAAGGAAAAAGAGGCCAGGGCUAAAUUUAGACAGAUCGUUUCUGCUGUGCAGUACUGCCACCAGAAGCACAUUGUUCAUAGAGACCUGAAGGCAGAGAACCUGCUGCUGGAUGCAGACAUGAACAUUAAGAUAGCGGACUUUGGCUUCAGUAAUGAGUUCACCAUGGGGAACAAGCUGGACACGUUCUGUGGCUCCCCACCCUACGCCGCCCCGGAGCUGUUUCAGGGGAAGAAGUACGAUGGGCCCGAGGUGGACGUCUGGAGCCUGGGGGUCAUCCUCUACACACUGGUCAGCGGCUCUCUGCCCUUCGACGGGCAGAACCUCAAGGAGCUUAGGGAGAGGGUUCUGAGGGGGAAAUAUCGUAUCCCCUUCUACAUGUCCACAGACUGCGAGAACCUCCUCAAGCGCUUCCUGGUGCUCAACCCGGCCAAGCGGGGGACUCUCGAGCAAAUCAUGAAAGACCGCUGGAUCAAUGCGGGAUCGGAGGAGGACGAGCUCAAGCCUUUCGUAGAACCAGAACAGGACAUCGCAGAUCAGAAGAGAAUAGAUGUAAUGGUGGGGAUGGGCUUCUCUCCAGAGGACAUCCAGGAGUCUCUGGCCAAGAUGAAGUAUGAUGAGAUCACUGCCACCUACCUGCUGCUGGGGAGGAAGUCUUCUGAGCUGGAGCCAAGUGUUUCAACCUCCAGCAGCAACCUGUCCCUGGCUAAGCCCCGGCCCACCAGCGAGCUCAAUGGCCAGUCCCCCUCACACCUCAAAGUCCAGCGGAGCGUCUCCUCCAACCAGAAACAGAGACGCUACAGUGAUCAGGUGGGUCAGAAUGUUGCCCCAGGUUCAGGACACCCUAAGAGGAGCCAGACCAGCACGGCCGAAUACAACAUCAAAGAGGAGGGAGGGAGCAGUGUCCCCGGGGGGCGCUGUGUCCCCCCACCCAGCCCCUUGCUGGGGAACGCCAACAACCCCAACAAGGCUGAUAUUCCCAAUGGCAGGAAGGGGGUUACCACUGUUCCCAGCAAUAACACUGGCUCUGACGGGAUGACGAGGAGAAACACGUACGUGUGCAGCGACAGGAACGCUAUGGACUGUCUCUCUGUCAUUCCCAAUGGGAAGGAGAACAGUGUGGCCGUGUCUCCUGGCCAGCGGAACCCUGUGGCAUCCACCCACAGCAUCACCAGCGCCACCACGCCAGACAGACUACGUUUCCCACGAGGCACGGCGAGCCGCAGCACCUUCCACAGUGGUCAGCUGAAGGAGCGCCGCACGGCCACCUACAACGGGCCCCCAGCCUCACCCACCCUGUCCCAAGACGCAGCGCCCCUUUCCCAGACCCGCAGCCGCGGCUCCAGCAACCUCUUCUCCAAACUCACCUCCAAACUCACACGCAGAGUCUCAACCGAGUUUGAAAGAAACGGGAGAUUUGAGAGCUCAAGUCGCCAUGUACCUGGGGAUCAGAAAGGGGAAAGUAAAGACGGUAAACCCCGCUCCCUCAGAUUCACUUGGAGUAUGAGGAACACCAGUUCCAUGGAGCCUUGUGACAUCAUGCGGGAGAUACGCAAGGUGCUCGAGGCCAACAAUUGUGACUACGAACAGCAAGAGUGUUUCCUGCUGCUCUGUGUCCAUGGCGAUGCUGAGAACCUUGUCCAAUGGGUGAUGGAGGUGUGCAAGCUGCCCCGCCUCUCCCUCAAUGGCGUGAGAUUCAAGAGGAUAUCAGGCUCAUCCAUCGCUUUUAAAAACAUUGCUUCCAAAGUCACCAAUGAGUUAGAGCUAUGAACAAAAAGGGUGAAAGUAUAAGCUGUACAAUCUUUUUUUUACAAAAUACUGAGUAUGUAUUGAAUGAGUUUGGCAAUAAUCACUGAAUUACUAAUAACUACAGUAUAUAAUCUGGUUGUAUAUGGUUUGUCAUACUGAGAAAAUUGACCAAUAGCAUUUGUCAUCUCAUGAAAGUUAACCCUUUGAGUAAAUAAUGAAUCUGACUUUCAAGACAGCCACACAUUGUUAUACACCAUUUCUUUAAUUUCAAAGAAUGUAUAAGAGAUGGAGUUCAUGUAAAUGCUCACAUGGUAAGAUCACCAAUGUCUCAAUAAAAUUCUGUAAACUUGG
This is a messenger RNA of Salvelinus sp. IW2-2015, 3849 nucleotides long. The record is from RefSeq and is a predicted model, not a curated record. NCBI's taxonomy places the organism in Eukaryota, Metazoa, Chordata, Actinopteri, Salmoniformes, Salmonidae.